Paraglomus occultum is the source of this 207-nucleotide messenger RNA. The record is from the annotation of a GenBank genome assembly. Lineage: Eukaryota; Fungi; Glomeromycota; Glomeromycetes; Paraglomerales; Paraglomeraceae.
AUGUCAUUUCAAUCGUUCCAAAUUAUUGAUGACCUCUCAGUGGGUGAAUUGAUGGAUUAUGAAGAUUGCUUAGAUCUCUUUCCGGAUUUUCUUCCUGAAACAACAUCUCAACCCUCUGUUACUACGAUUUCGAGAUUGACACCUCAAUUUGCACCGGCUGCUACUACCACUACAUAUUGGCGCCCGAAAGAUAUUCUCGUAAAGUAG